AAAUAAAUUUAUUUUCAAAAGCGCGCAAAAAUUCAUCGAGAGUGAAAAAACAAUGGCUCAAUCUAACUGCAUAAAUUCUCCGACAACUCUCGCCGGAAAGCUCUCUCUCAGAGCAAACUCUUCAUCCGUUUCCUCAGGCUUUCUUAAAACAUUCACCUCUAGCAAGUUUAAUAGUAGAAAGUUUUGUACAAUGAGAAUUUCUGCGUCAUCGUUGCCUUCUUCAGUUUCCGGCGGGCCCCCGAAAUCGCUAUUGUUGGACAGCAGUGAACGAAAGAACGAAUUGAUGGAUGCUAUCAAGAGCUCUCUUUCCAAUUGUCUAUCUGAAACUCAUCUUGAUUCUGCUGUUCCCGGUCUCCAUUCCAAGACCAGAGGCAAGGUGAGGGAUAUAUAUGAUGGAGGAGACUACCUUGUCCUUGUCACAACUGAUAGGCAGAGUGCUUUUGACAGGGUUCUUGCUUCAAUUCCCUUCAAGGGGCAGGUACUGAAUGAAACUAGUCUGUGGUGGUUUAACCAAACUCAGCACAUUAUCCCGAAUGCAGUUGUGUCGUCUCCGGACAGGAAUGUAACAAUUGCAAAGAAAUGUUCUGUUUUCCCUGUUGAAUUUGUUGUCAGAGGUUAUGUAACCGGAAGUACUGAUACAUCACUUUGGACUGUCUACCAAAAGGGUGUCCGAAACUAUUGUGGGAAUGCGCUUCCUGAUGGGAUGGUGAAAAACCAAAAGUUGGCAGCAAAUAUACUCACACCGACUACUAAAGCAGCAGAUCAUGAUGUUCCCAUAACACCCGAAGAGAUUAUUCGGAGCGGAUUGAUGUCUGAAUCCGACUAUAUUGAAGCCAGUAAAGCAGCACUAAGUCUGUUUGAGUAUGGUCAGCGCAUUGCACGGGAGCACGGCCUGAUUCUGGUGGAUACUAAAUACGAAUUUGGUAAAGGAUCUGAUGGCGCAGUGCUCUUGAUAGAUGAGGUGCAUACACCGGACUCGAGCAGGUAUUGGAUAGCCGAUUCUUAUGAAGACCGCUUUCAUAAGGGUCUUGAACCUGAAAAUAUCGACAAGGAAUUUCUGAGGUUGUGGUUCAAAGACAAUUGCAAUCCUUACGAGGACGAGGUUUUACCCGAAGCACCCGAGGAGCUCAUCUCUGAAUUGUCUUGGCGGUAUAUCUUCUUGUAUGAGACGAUCACGAAAUCGAAAUUCGAACUGCCCUCGACUAAGGAACCUAUACAUGACAGAAUAGCCUCGAAUGUUUCUCACGCGCUCUCAUCUCUUCCGUAGAAAACAUCCGAAUUUUCGUCCUCGUUCGGGGCUGUGAAACCGUCGGCGUUAAAGCUCUCUAAUAUGUCCUUGCCUAUGAAGUCGAGAAAGCUGUGGUGUGUACUUUGCAGUUAGAAUUUUGGUUAGAAUUGUUUACGUUCAUAUUUUAUUUUGAAAAUCGAAUAUUUUGUUUUUCCC
This is a messenger RNA of Salvia splendens (bonfire salvia), 1444 nucleotides long. Its product is annotated as phosphoribosylaminoimidazole-succinocarboxamide synthase, chloroplastic-like. Gene Ontology annotation, cellular component: cytoplasm; chloroplast stroma. Gene Ontology annotation, molecular function: phosphoribosylaminoimidazolesuccinocarboxamide synthase activity. The record is from RefSeq and is a predicted model, not a curated record. NCBI's taxonomy places the organism in Eukaryota, Viridiplantae, Streptophyta, Magnoliopsida, Lamiales, Lamiaceae. Gene Ontology annotation, biological process: 'de novo' IMP biosynthetic process. The transcript is spliced from 12 exons. Bases 53 to 1267 code for a protein of 404 amino acids.